AGCCUCAUGUACGCUCAGUGGGCUUCCAGUGCUGGAUGGUAGCCAAAGAAUUGCUCAGGAACAACACAGGAAGAAGCCACAGGGGGAAACGGUGGCAGUGGAACAUCUGAUUUACCUAACAAUAAUCUUGUUGCAUUCUGAGUAAGGCAAAAAUACAUACCAAUAUUAACAUCAGUAUGUAUGCACCUGGGGCUGCGUUCGCCCUCUGUUUGUCUUGCAUUUUGAAUGGGAAUGCGUUUGGUUAUGCAUAUGGAGAGGAUUACUCUGAUCUCUACUACAAUGAAAUCAUUAAUGGUGACCACCCGCAAACUGGAGCCACACAAAGUCCCUGCCAGUCCCAAGAUGUCUUGCACUGGGACAAACUUUUUAUCAUGCUGGAGGACUCUCAGAUGAGGCAAAACAUGCUCUUGCAACAGAGUGAAGACAUGGCUAAGGUGGAGAUGAACGACAUACGAAAGGAACUCCAGAAGCUUAGUUCUAAUAACAAAGCAUGUACACAAGCCUUAGAGAAAACCUGCAAAGGUAUAAAGGAGCAGAUGAACCUCAAACUAAACAAAGUCAUGGAGCAGUUUCGAGAGACUGCAGAUAAGUUUCAAGCCCAAAACAAUGAAACAUUGCAGCAGCUUCUGCAGUUCAGCAAGAGCCAGGCCACACGUCUCACCAAACUUGAGAGCAACUUCCUGCAAGGAGUAGGUCUGACACAAGUGGCCAUGAAAUCUUUACCCACAUACCCAAAGGAACAAGAGGCAAGCAGUGCCGAUAGCGGGAAGCUGGAGAGAAUGUUAAUUGCCACCGCUGCAGAUCUGCAAAGGGUGCAUGCCCAGCUAGCCCUUUUCCAAAGAGCAAAUGCACACCAUUAUAUGCCAUCAGGCUGUGAAAUGGCUUUAUUAUUUCCAAUGCGUUCCAAGCACAUCUUUGCAGAGGUGACACCCUCCAAGUCAUUCUCACUACGAUCAUUUACAAUCUGCAUGUGGGCCAAGGUGACUCAGUCUCUGAAUAGAACAGUGCUUUUCUCUUAUGGCACCAGGAAAAACACUCAGGAGCUCCAGCUUCUCUUGGCAAGGCGCUCUGUGCUCCUAACAGUGGGUGGUGAGACUCAUCUAGUGGAAGCUCACAACCUAGUAACAGAUGGGCAGUGGACACACUUCUGUGGAGCCUGGAGCUCAGACCAGGGGCUGGCCACUUUGUGGGUGAAUGGAGAGAGAGUUGCCAGUGUCGCUGGGGUAGCCGAGGGGCACAUAUUGCCUGGUGAUGGAUUCAUUCUUCUUGGGCAGGAGCGCAGCCGGUCGGGUAUCUACAAAAAUAUGGACUCAUCGGUAGCCUUCACAGGAAAGAUGACAGGAGUCAACAUGUGGGACCAUGUGCUGGAAGCUGGAAGGAUAAAAGAGUAUGCCAAAGAAGACGGAUCAUGUGAUAAUCUUGGGAAUGUGAUUGGAUGGGGUGUCUCAGAGAUCAUUCCACAAGGAGGUUCUCAGUACAUUAACUGAAGCUACACCAUUUUUGUACAUUAAGAUAACAAAGAGAUAAAUAAAUAAGAGAUAUUGUAAAGUAUCAAUGAGUUUGUAUUGACCUAAAUGUUUUAUACCACUGCUUUUAAUUCUUGUUCAUUUCAAAUAAAGCUUAAACACUUUACACAAAGUUAAUCAAAACAGUUUAAUUUUGUGUUGUUUUGUUUGUUUUUGUUUUAAUGCAUAAAUGAGAAACUUGCAUUAGAAUGAUAUUAAUUGUAUUAAAUUCUUGUGGUGUGCCUUAGUGAACCUAAUUAAUAGACUACAAAUAGCAAAUCUGUUUCUGUUGUUCCCAAUUUUACAUUUUAAUGACUUAAGGUGGGGCAAGUCUGGAUUUAUUUACAGCACCAUGCUGGUCAUGACUGUUUACAUUGUUCACCAAUAAUUUGAAACAGAUUUGCCCUCUCUUGAAGUUUAUGUGCAAUUUACAACGUGGCUGGUUUAAUGCUGCAUUGGUGUUAUUCUAAUGUGACUAUUGCCAGUUGGUUCAGUCUGACUUCAAAUAAUACAAAAUAAUCCCAAACAAGGCGUAUGCCUAAACCAUUGUGACAUCUAUUAAAUUACACCCUGUACAUUAAAUGUUUAUUACAAUGA
Messenger RNA from Xyrauchen texanus (razorback sucker), 2102 nucleotides. Its product is annotated as pentraxin-related protein PTX3-like. Gene Ontology annotation, biological process: innate immune response. Bases 177 to 1487 code for a protein of 436 amino acids. Gene Ontology annotation, molecular function: complement component C1q complex binding. Lineage: Eukaryota; Metazoa; Chordata; Actinopteri; Cypriniformes; Catostomidae. The record is from RefSeq and is a predicted model, not a curated record. The transcript has 3 exons.